This is a messenger RNA of Prorocentrum cordatum, 1731 nucleotides long. The record is from the annotation of a GenBank genome assembly. NCBI's taxonomy places the organism in Eukaryota, Dinophyceae, Prorocentrales, Prorocentraceae.
CGCAGCCUGGCGGCUCCUCAGCCCCCGCGCGCGGGCGGAGAAGCCCCGGCCGGGCCGGCCGCCAUGGACCCUCUCCGCGAGGCCGUGCGGGCAGAGCUCCAGGGCCUGCUCACGACACCGGCGCGGGUCUCAGGGAGGCGCUGCGGCAGGAAGUGUUGGCCGCGUUGUGGCAGUUCUACGGCCGCCCGCCAGAGGGCGCCGCCCCCGGGGACGGCCGCGCGGCUGCCGACUGCAGCACCGAGCCGCAGGCGGACGCGCCCGCCCAGCUGCUGCCGCAGAGACUGCCGCACGAGGCCGACGACCCCGCGGCUGGGCAAGCGAGGGCGCUGGAGCCGUCGGCAGGCGGGCAGGACGCCCCGCCACCGAUUGGCGCUGCCUGGCAACGUCCCCGCGCGGCGAGCCCGGGGUGCCCAGCGAGCCUGGCGAGCCUGGCGCCAGCGCGGCUGGGGGACCUCGAGCAGGACCGACGCACAGCUGUCGAAUGUCAACCUUGGCUGUUCCGAAGUACUACUUCCGACUGAGCCUGAUCAGCACAAGGUCGCGAGCCCGACGCGAUGCUUAAGUGGUGUGCGCAGUGUUGCUGCUGAUUCCACUGCGGACGAGUUUUGGCAGGGCGUCGUGCCUCAAAGCGCCAGUGACCUCGCCAAGGCGAAGGAGAAACGCCCGAAGAGCACAUACCACCUGGCCGCAAAGAAGCUGAAGUCGGGCCAGUUUGUGGAGAGUGAAGCUUCCGACGACGAGGUGGAUACGCCGAAGACUUGCGCGAGCAAGCAUUUUUCUAGGUUCGCGGAAUCAAACGUUCAGUCGCAAUUCGGCGCAGGGUCUGGAGCGGCUGAGUUCGGCACAGAGUCUGAAGCUUGUGCCGAGGUACCAGUUCUCGUUAGUGGGCAAAGGAGUGGUCGGCACUUCUUUGGCCGCAUAAGCGCGGAUGUGUGUAAUGCCACGGAGCCCGAGCGCAAUGACCUCUUGGGAUAUGUCGUGCAUUCCAGGUGGUUCGAAUUCUGGGUACGGGUCAUCGUUUUUUCAGACUGUGCGUACAUGGCAAUUUCGGCUGACAGCUUGGUGGCAAACGACGGAAUCCAUGGCGAAGCGUUCUGGAUGGGUGAUUUGGUUUUCUUGUGUUUUUACCUUGUGGAGGUGGUCCUGAAACUUCUGCACCAUCGCUUGUUUUUCUUCCUGAACGACCAGAGAAAAAUGAACAUCCUGGAUUUAUCUCUUGUAGUAAUUGGGUCGAUCGAUCUGCUUAACUCGUCAGAGACAUCAUCAAGUGUAGUGCGAACAUUCCGGGUACUCAAAAUAGUAAGGGGGCUACGCGUACUCAAGGUCCUGACGGGCAUGGAUCGGUUGCGAGGCUUUGUUCAAUGUUUGGAGGGCUCGUUCGAAAUGUUGUUUUGGUGCAUUGUAAUGCUCACGAUCGUCUUCUAUAUGUUCUCAUUGAUUUUCCUGCAUUUGGUCGCGAUUCAUCUUGCGGAGUCUGGCUUUCCCCCGGACUCCGACGAGAAGUCUGAGAUCUUGCGCCAUUUUGGUUCUGCGAUUGGAUGCAUGCUGACUCUCUGGCAAGCCGUCUCGGGGGGGGAUGAUUGGUCCAAUCCUUACAACGCCAUCUCGCUGACCGGGGACGCAGGUGCACUUAUUUUCGUAGCCUUCAUUGUCUUCACAUCAAUUGCCUUGUUGAACAUUAUCCAGUCUGUUCGUCGAGUCAGCGAUGCAGAGUUUAUCGCCGAAUCGUGA